GAUAUUCUUGGAUUUGUAUUAUCGUUCACCUAGCAACUAAGAUAAUACUGAUAAAUUACCCUCGUUCCGCCACAAUUAAGCUUUUUCUGUCUAUGUCAUACAAUAUUUAGAAGGUAUGCGUAACCCUCAGAACAUAAAACAAACAUCCUGGAAAUAAUUAUAAAAGUAUUUAGAAUAUAGCAUAAGUAUCCUUUUAAAAAAAAUGAAGAUCUUUGUGAUAAUGUUAUUGUUUAUUUUCGGCGUAAACAGCGAUGAUUCAAUUUUUAAAGAUUUGAAAUCAUAUUAUGAAUUUAGAGAAGAUUUUGAAAGAGACACUGAAUUAUUCAAUUUUACUUUGGCAAGACCAGUAUUAAGGACAUAUUUCGAUCCAACAAAUUUUCCAUUCAAGAUUAAACCAAUAAAAGAAUCUAUUCAAUUCAGUUUCAUUUUAAAUGAAAAUUUUGAUUAUUCAAUUACCACCACUUAUGAUUUUAAAAUAGUAGCUCAAGAAGGUGAAGAGAAUUAUUAUAGUAAAACAGUUCAAAUUGAAAUCAUAAAAGUAAAUAAGUAUAAACCAUAUUUUCUUCAAUAUAAUGAUACUAUAAAUUUAGAAGAGGAAAAAAUUCAUGGUGAAGUUUUAAGAAUAUUGGCCAAAGAUGAUGACAAAAAAGAUUUUAUUAAAUGUUAUAUUGAAAACAUUGACAAACUAGACAGUAAGUUCUCACUACCGCAAACUCCAUUUAGUGAAGAUAAAAGGCCUCUUAAUAAUGUUACUCUGAAAAAUAUAGAAAAAUUAGAUUAUGAAUCAAUGACUUCUUAUAGAAUUGUGAUAAUAGUCAAGGAUAAUCAACAUGAAAAUCAUGAAAAGAAACUAGAAGGAACUGAAUUUUCAGAUAAAGCAAUUAUAUAUGUCAACGUUGUUGAUAUAGAUGAUCAAAACCCAACUUUUAUUAAAGAUUGUGGUGUACAAAAGAUAAGAGAGCAUUCUAAUGGUACUGUGGCUGUUGUCUAUGCUAUUGAUGGAGAUCGUGGCAUUAAUAAUCCUAUUCGAUACAGCAUUGAUGAAAAUUUGCAAUCUUCAUAUUUUGGAAUAAGAAAAAAUGGUGAAAAUGGUAUUCUAUUUGUGGAAACAGAUAUUGAUAGAGAAAAUGAGACUAUUACCAAUAAUCCUAUCUUAACAGUUAAUAUAAUUGCUGAGGAAUAUUACGAAAAUGGUACACGCGCAUUUAACCGAACAACAAUAAGUACUUGCACAAUAAUUAUACUUGAUAUUAAUGACAAUAAGCCACUAUUUAAUGAAAAGCAUUACGAAGCAUCAGUAAAAGAGAAUACACAAAUAGGAAUACCAAUUACUUUAAAUAAUGUUUUAAUACCAAAAGUGUCGGAUAUUGAUGAAGGUAAAAAUGCUAAAUUCAAACUUUAUCUUGAAGACCAUGAAGACAUAUUUGCAGUAACACCAACUCAAGGAAGUAAUGAUAUUAUCUUUAUGAUAAGAGUUAAUAAAUCUGAAGAAUUAGAUUAUGAAAGAGAAGAUUUACUAGAACCAAAACAGUUUAAUUUUAAGAUUAUAGCAGAAGAGACUGAAACAGAAGAAGGUUAUUAUUCAGUAGUGAAUGUAACAGUAAAUCUUGAAGAUGUAAAUGAUAACUUUCCUCAGUUUUUAUCUGCUGAUGUUGCUUAUGUUUAUGAAAAUGCUAGCCAAGGAGACUUUGUAGCUUCAAUUAUUGCUACCGAUAUUGAUUCUGGUUAUUAUGGAACCAAAGGCAUUCGAUAUAGGUUGAUACCAAACUACAUAUCUGAUAGUUUUCAGAUAGAUAGAAUAACAGGAGAUCUAAGAGUUUCAAAGGAUGAUCAUGGAUUUGAUUAUGAAAAAAUUCAAGAUUAUUAUCUUACCAUAGAAGCAAGAGAUGAAAAUGGCACAGGAAAUGCAAAUACAACUCAGUUGCACAUUGUUAUCCUUGAUGUUAAUGAUAAUGCACCUAAGUUUUGUUAUGAGAAUUAUAGUGGAUACUUAUUGGAAAAUUCAAACAAAUUUAUGGAUAUACUCCAAAUACAGGCAACGGAUGCUGAUGAACCUAAUUCAACUAACAGUAUAGUUAGAUACCAAAUUAUUUACGAUGCUUUUGAACAGUUUACAAUUGAUCCAGUAGAAGGUAUUAUUACUCCAAAGUCGUCAUUAGAUUUUGAAGACGAUGAGCCUCCUGUAAAUGAUAACUGUAUAACUAUUUGUACUAAAACAUAUUUCUUAAAAGUAAUGGCUUAUGAUCUUGGAAUUCCAAGACAAUCAUCUGAAGUUUCAGUUUAUAUUACUUUAAUGAGUCAUACUACAAGUAAAAACAUAAAUAAGACAUUUUGGGAAGAACAAGAAUCAUAUAUUCUGGUAGCUACUAUUGGAACUUUAAUUUUUUGUAUGCUACUAUUACUUAUUGUUUAUUACAUUCGAAUUAGCAGUUACAAAAGACUAUUAAAAGCAGCAACUGCUAAGGCAUAUACUGACACAAAUGAUUAUAAUAUGACAAAAGAAAGUACAGCUAUUGUACCCAAUACUAAUCUUCAUGCUAUGCAAGGAUUUAAUCCAAUAUGGAAUCAAGAUGAAGCUGUUAAUGUUUUUCAGAAUAAGCUGAAAGUGAUAAUGGAAGUCAGAAUUCUUUAGAUAUUAAUGAUGUUGAACCCAACUUAUGUAACAAUGGUGGAAAAGAUAAUCCUAUUUUUAUACCAGACAAUGAAAAUGGUGAAGUUAAAAGCUACAAUAGUCAACAAAUGUACAGUUUAAAUAUAUGUGAUGAAGACCUUAAAUGAAGUGAAAAUUGAACAAAAUGGAUUUAUUGAAAGCAAUCAAUAACAAUUGGAGAAGAAAAAAUUCAAAAAACUAUUUUAAUACUAAAUUAAUAUGCCUCAAUGUCCUUAAUUUAUUCAAAUAU
Molecule: messenger RNA, 2900 nt
Organism: Centruroides sculpturatus (bark scorpion)
Lineage: Eukaryota; Metazoa; Arthropoda; Arachnida; Scorpiones; Buthidae
Product: protocadherin Fat 4-like
Exons: 21
Coding region: 203-2632 (809 amino acids)
Biological process (GO): homophilic cell-cell adhesion
Cellular component (GO): plasma membrane
Molecular function (GO): calcium ion binding
Source: RefSeq, a predicted model, not a curated record